AUGGUGGUUGAUGCUGCUGGACCAGAAUUGAUGAGUCAAUUUGAAGAACACAUGGAGGAGCCUCCGAAUGCAGAAGCUAAAAAAUUUUAUGAUUUAUUACAGUCUGUUCAGCGCCCAUUAUUUGAGGGAUGUAUGGAUCAUUCAGAAUUAUCAAUGGUAGUUAAAAUGUUGAGUAUAAAAGCUAAAGGAAAUGUAUCUCAACAGAUCUUUGAUGAUUUCGUGAAAGCUAUGAAAGAAGUGAUGCCGAAGGAUAACUUACUUGUCUCCAAUUUUUAUGAAGCAAAGAAGUUAGUAUCAAAACUUGGCAUGAAAAGCAAUAAAAUUGAUUGUUGCAUUAAUGGUUGUAUGCUGUAUUACAAGGAAAAUGAUAUACCAAGAAAGGAAUGUAAAUUUUGUCAUUCUCCAAGGUACAAGAUAGAUAAAAAGGGUAAACCAGUGCCUUUGAAACAAAUGCACUAUUUACCGCUUAUACCUCGUUUAAGAAGACUUUAUGCUUCAAUGAACACAGCACCUCACAUGCGAUGGCAUUUUGAUCACGAAUUUAAAGGAGUUCUUGAGCAUCCAUCGGAUUCAAAAGCAUGGAAGUAUUUUGAUAGAAAACAUCCACAAUUUUCUCAAGAACUAUGCAAUGUCAGACUAGGAUUAUGUGCUGAUGGAUUCACCCCUUUUGGUCAAUCUGGUAAACAAUAUUCAUGUUGGCCAAUAAUUGUCACUCCUUAUAACCUGCCUCCUUCUAUGUGCAUGAAAACUCCUUACAUGUUUUUAUCCAUGAUUAUUCCUGGUCCUCGUAAUCCCAAAACUAGGAUUGAUGUAUACCUACAGCCCUUGAUUGAUGAGCUAAAACUACUAUGGGAAGAUAGCGUUUUAACUUAUGAUAUUCAUUCCAAGUCAAAUUUUGUAAUGCGACCUGCAUUGUUGUGGACUAUUAAUGAUUUUCCUGCAUAUGGAAUGUUGUCUGGAUGGAUGACAGCAGGCAGACAAUUCUUGCCAGAUAAUCACAUGUUUAGAAGAAACAAGGAUGCAUUCUAUAAAAAUAGAAUUGAGAGAUCAGAACAUCCGCCAAGAUUGACUGGAGAGCAAAUAUGGGAUAUAGUUCAGAAUUAUGAUAAGAUAAGUGAUGUUGAGCAACUUGAGAUAGAAGGAUAUGGAAGUAUGCAUAAUUGGACCAAAAGAAGCAUAUUUUGGGAUUUGCCUUAUUGGCGUCAUAAUUUAAUCCGUCAUAACCUUGAUGUAAUGCAUAUUGAGAAGAAUGUAUUUGAUAAUAUAUUCAAUACUGUCAUGGACAUCAAAGAGAAGACUAAAGAUAAUGCAAAGGCUAGAAUGGAUAUGUCAUUAUACUGCAAGCGAAAAAGUUUAGAACUGACAGAACAAAGUGGAGGUAAAGUUAUAAAACCCAAAGCAAACUACACAUUUACUCUCCAGCAAAAGAGGGCAAUAUGUGAAUGGGUGAAAGAGUUAAGGAUGCCUGAUGGAUAUGUUUCAAAUUUAGGAAGAUGUGUUGACAUGAAGGAGGGCAAGUUAUAUGGAAUGAAAAGUCAUGAUUGUCAUAUAUUUAUGGAACGUUUAUUCUCAAUCGCUUUUAGUUCAUUGCCAGAGCAGAUAUGGAAGCCAAUAACAGAGUUAAGUCAAUUUUUUCGAGAUUUAUGCUCAACAUCGUUACGAGAAGAUGUUCUCAAUAAGCUUGAAGAAAAUAUUUCAAUUAUACUAUGCAAGUUAGAACGUAUUUUUCCUCCUGAAUUUUUUAACUCAAUGGAACAUCUACCUAUUCAUUUGCCAUUUGAAGCAUUGCUUGGUGGUCUUGUGCAAUAUAGAUGGAUGUAUCCUUUUGAGAGGAUCUUUGUCGACUUCAUAUACCAAGAUCAUAUUACUUUAAGUGAUGAACAAGUUGAUCAAUUUAUUGAAGCGGAUUUUGUAAAGUGGUUUAAAAAUUAUGUUCAAGAUCCUUUAAAUAAUGUGACGGAUUUGAAUAUUCAAUCCUUGGCAUGGGGUCUUUUGAGAACUGUUAAAUGUUUGCCUAUUUACAAAGUCAAUGGCUUCAAGUUUCACACAAGAUCUCAAUCAAGUGGAAAGUCAACUCAGAAUUAUGGAAUAUGUGUCAAAGGCACAUGUUAUGGUGAAUAUGAAAAUGAUUUCUAUGGCCAGCUUGAUGAAAUUAUUCAAGUUGAGUAUACUGGGUUACCACUAAAAAGAGUUGUACUAUUUAAAUGUGAAUGGUUUGAUCUCACGAUUGGCAAAGGAACAAAGGUAAACAAAGAGUAUGGAAUCAUACAGAUUCGAAAGAAUCGAUGA
This is a messenger RNA of Arachis duranensis, 2289 nucleotides long. RefSeq lists its product as uncharacterized. The transcript is spliced from 4 exons. Lineage: Eukaryota; Viridiplantae; Streptophyta; Magnoliopsida; Fabales; Fabaceae. The coding region runs from base 1 to 2289 and encodes 762 amino acids. The record is from RefSeq and is a predicted model, not a curated record.